This is a messenger RNA of Saprolegnia parasitica CBS 223.65, 3664 nucleotides long. RefSeq lists its product as hypothetical. The record is from RefSeq and is a predicted model, not a curated record. The transcript has 4 exons. Bases 1 to 3639 code for a protein of 1212 amino acids. Lineage: Eukaryota; Oomycota; Saprolegniomycetes; Saprolegniales; Saprolegniaceae.
AUGCACCGCGGGCAGUGGCUGCUUCUCGCGCUCUCGCACUGCGCGGCGGCGGCGUGGACCGACGUCGUCUGGUCCGGCAUCAACAUUGCGGGCAACGUCACGAUUCCGUCGGGCACCCGCGUCACGCUGCGCAACAGCAACACGAUCACCGGCGAGCUCAACGUUGCUGCCGGCGCGCUCCUCACCGUGGACCCGGCCGCCAACGCGUACCUUCAGGUGGGCAACCUCGAGAUCAACGGCGCCUUCUCGAUCGGGUCAGAGGCGACGCCGUAUGCGAAUACGGCCACGAUUGCACUCGGCUGCGCGCCCGGGGUCUACCCCCCAGCCAACGAGCGCCGAAAUGGCAUCCUCGUCCGCCGCGGUGGCUCCAUUGCGCUCUAUGGGCAGAAAGGGCAGUCGUACCCGUGGACGCUCUUGACGGCCACAGCGUCGGCGGGCGCGACGUGCAUUUACGUCGUCGAUCCUGUCGACUGGGUUGUUGGUGACGUCAUUGUCAUUGCCACGACGGACUAUGACCCGCGCUUCUCCGAGAGACGGACGCUGGUUGGGUUUGGUGCCGAUGGCUGUCUCCGGCUCGAUAUGCCGUUGGUCUACAACCACUUUGGUGAGAUCACGGAAGGCAUCGACGAGCGCGCUGAAGUGGGGCUGCUAUCACGCAGCAUCCGUUUUCGAGGCUGCACCGGGCUUCAGGUCGGCGGCCAGAACAUUGGCGGCCACGUUAUGAUCACCAACGGAUUUGCCGCAGCGCAGAUCGUUGGCGUCGAGAUCUCGGCGUUUGGCCAAGGGGACAUCGUCGGGCGGUACCCUAUCCACUUCCACCUCUGCGGCGCCGCGCCACCCGGGACGAUUCUGCGCGCCAACUCGAUUCGAGACUCGUUCAUGCGGGCCGUGACGAUCCACGGCACCCAAAACGUUCGCGUCCAAAGCAACGUCGCGUUCAACACAUCGGGGCACGCCAUGUUCCUCGAAGACGGCGCCGAGUUCAACAACGUCUUUGACGCGAACCUCGUCGUGCUCGUGCGGGAGAAGCUCGACGGCCCCUUUCGCCUCGGGUCAGACGACCGCUUUGGCCUCAGCGCCUUUUGGAUCACGAACGCCGACAACGUGUUCACCAACAAUGCUGUCGCUGGCGUCGAAGGCAGCGGGUUCUGGAUCCACACGCGGCUCCUUGCCAAGAACCCGAGCUACGCCACCGGCUUGUACAAUUCGAUCGUGCCCUUCAAGACGCCGCUCAAGCUCUGCACCGGCAACCACGUGCACUCGGUCUGGAAUGCAUUUCGCAUCGACAGCGCCGACUUUGACGGCGGGGACAAGCCGCUCGUGAACGCCGGUGGAGCGUUCUCGCAAGGGUACAGUCCGACGUCCGUCACGGUCAUCUCCGACUUUACCGUCCAUCACUCGCGCCAAGGCGGGUGGUUUCGCAUCUUUGAGAUCGUCCUCGACAAUUGGAAGCUCGGCGACGUCCGCGAAGGCGUUCAGUUUUUAACGACGGGCAACACGCCGACAGCGCCUGUGAACGGCACGCUGCGCAACUCGCUGUUCGUCGGCAACACGGCCAAUCGCGGCAACCUCAUCGCGACCGAGUGGCAGAGCGUCGCGUUCCUCGAAGGCCGGUCCGAGAGCGCGUUCAUGCUCACGGACCUCAUCAAGAUCGGUGUCUUGCUCUACGACGGCCCGCACUUUUUGGAAAACGUCGUCUUCCGCAACUACUACUCGCAGUCGUGCAUGGGCGUCAUCAACCCCGCGAUCGGCGCCCGGGCGUUCAACACGUUUAUGAUGGCGACGACGACGUCGAUCGUCAACUGCUCGUUCCCCAACACAGCGUACCCUGUCUACAUCCUCGAUCGGCAGAGCGACGGCGGGUUCACGACUGUCAUCCAAGAUGCGUCCGGGUCCAUCUCGGGUCAACCGGGGGCGAUGAUUUUGCCCGACUGGGCUCUCUAUUACACGCAGCAGUGCCGUCGCAGCCCGUCGUACGGUCUCGCGUGCCCCCAUCGCUACAACAACUUUGAGAUCGUCCAGGUCGACACGGAUGGCGUGAAUCUUGCCAAGUACGGCAACCUGCUCGUGGCGCGCAUGGACCGUGACGCGAGCUUGACGUCGCCGCCGACGCUUUCAUUUGCGGGACAGUACAUCCCCGACGCCGGCGGGUACCUCUACCACCCGUCGCUCUCGGUCGGCGCCACGUACAUCGUCAACUUUUUGACGCGAACGCCUCCAAUCCUCCGCUUCAACCUCGUCAACGGAUUUGCUGGCGACGUCCACACGAUCGCCGUGUGCUACCCCAUCGGGGCGAGGAUCACGCGGGUCGUCGACGGCCGCGGCGUGGCGCUCAGUGCGAUGCCAACCGCGACGGCGACCUCCUGUACCAACUGCUUCUUCUUUGAUGCUGCCCGCGCGCUGCUCGUCUUCCGCCUCCAGCAGACCCAAGCGCGAUCGGACGCAACCAUGGCGUGUCCGGCGUCGGGCUGUUCUAGUGUCGUCAUCACCGCGACGUUGCCGCCGACGGGCACCGGCGUCUCGGACGUCAGCAUGCGCGCGUACCCGCUGUGGGCCAAUUCACUUGUCAACAGUGCGUGGGCGAGAACGACGUUCACAUCACGCGCCGUCGAGACGAGUGCGGUGGCCAGCAACUCGGUGGUCGACACCAACUGGUGCAGCUUCAACGACCCGUGCUUGAACACCGUGGACGCCGGCAACGUACAUCAAGGGAUUCUUGCCUACGCCCUCUCGCCGUGCAACGGCUUGGGCUGCUACAGCGCCACGUGUCGCUACUGCAAGCUCCCGACGAGUCCAUCGUCGCAGCCGUUCGUACCGUGUCCGUUCAAGAGCAGUGUGCCAUUGCCUACGACGGCGACCCCGAAGCCAACGCCGCGACCGACGACACCGGCGCCAACGACCAUGCCAGUGACCCAGUGCUCGGCGCUCUUUCCGGCGGAAACAACAACCCUUGGUAUCUCGGCUCAAGUCGACACGACGUGCCCCGGGUCUCUCUUGGCUGGCUGCAUUGGCUCGACGCAGUGUCGGUUCUGCGCCACAGCGUGGACACCGCAGUCCGCCGGCUUUGCGCCGUGCACUGGCAUGACGACUUAUGUUCCGCCGACGGUAACGCCCAGGACAAGUGCGCCGACGACACCCGUUCAAACGACCACACGCCCAACCUUAACGACGGCGCCGAUUCGAACACUUGCACCGACGCGAACACUUGCACCGACGCGAACACUUGCACCGACGCGAACACUGGCACCAACGACGGUGGCACCGACAUCUGCAGUCUGCAGCGUGUCGCCCGGCGACUACCAGAUCGGUCUUGACGUCAUCGCAGAUGCUUCGUGCAUCACCCAAGGCGGUCUCGGAUGCAUCCCGAGCUCUGGGUGCCGCUUCUGUGCGCGGGUUUCCACCAUCCCGCCGUCUGUGUACGUGCCAUGUCCUCCGUCGUCCAUGGUCGCUCUCGCCUCCAAUGGCAACGACGCUGCGAUUCAAGUCGUUGCCGGCAGUCUUCCGACGGUAGCCAUCCUGGCCGUGGCGCUCACCGCCCUCGCCGUCGCAUUACUCGUGUUUGCGCAUGCGCGUCGGGCCCAGCGUGAGGCGCUGACGACACCGUCUGUGCUACUACCUACGGAGCCUACUGAGGCCUAAUCUGAAUACAUGUACAUUUUCUCUC